UGUCCCUUCAGUUGAAACCGUUGGCACACAACAUGAGAUUGACUGCAGGUGGCUGAUGGCUACAAACCUGGGAAAUGAUCACCGCGAUUCUAGUUACCUCCGUCACCUUUCUUUUCUUGUGAUGAGAAUGUUCAAGAUGCCUUCUCUCAGCGACACCCCCAAAGGCAACCCGGUUUUGGGAACCCAGACGGCCGCGCAUCAUGUCCCCACCCCGCCCCGCCCCCUGCCGGUCGUUCGCAGUAAACUCAGGUGCUUUCACCAGGGAGAGGAAUCACCCACCUCAGCAGGAACUUCUCUAAGUUUUAAACAGUGACCCUGGCGCAGCGGAUGCCCAGCCUGGGGCUGUCCAAGGCGGAAGCCCCAGGGCGGCUGGGCGGGCACCAGCCCCUACCCCCACACCCUACUGCCGCCUUUAAAGCCAGGCUGGGGCUGCCGGCCUCCAUCCACCACCUACCUGCCACCCACCACCAUGCGCUGUCUUGCCAGCCUGGUCCUGGCCCUGCUCGCCCUGGAGGCCGCACUGGCCGUGGCCUUGGUCCCAGCCUUCACCAUGCCAGGUAGGCCUGAGGAGCCACCCCGGGAGGCACCCAGGAGGGCCCUCCCGACCUCCCUGUCUUCCAGGUGCAUCCCUGACACGCACCAGGAUGGCACCAGGACCGAAGGAGCAGAGCAGAGGAGGGACAGGGCAGGGCACUGCCUGGAGACCCCAAUGCCGGAGGGUCCAGGGGUCCAGGCCACUGUCCCCAACCGUGGGACAGCUAACAGUGGGGGGGGCUGUUCUUGGCCCCCUGGGUCUCAGCCCUACCUGCUGUCCUGGGCCCGGGCAGGUCAUGCUGCGGCAGAUGCUUUUCCUUUCAAGAACUGGCACACUGGGGUGCUGGGUUCCCAUCCUUGGAGCCCCGGAGAAGUGGUCCAACAGCCCCCAACCCACCCACCUGCCUGUCCCCUGCACAGGGCAGGCCAUGUGCCCAGAGCUCAGCUCCUCGGAGGAGGACUCAUGCGUCGUCUCCUGCAGCACCGAUGACAACUGUCCCCAAGGCACCCAGUGCUGCGCCACAAGUCCCUGCAGCCGCUCCUGCGUGGUCCCCGUCAUGGCACCUCUGCAGAAGGCGGGCCACUGCCCCCGGGUGGAGGUCCCGCUGGCCGUGGAGCCCUGCGUGGAGAUCACCGAGUGCUCCUCAGACAGCCAGUGUGCGGGGAGCAAGAAGUGCUGCCUCAGCCUGUGCGCCCUGCGCUGUCUGGACCCUGCCGCAGAGGACCCCCUUCAGUGAGGGGCUGCCCCAGGACCCCAAGGCCUGAGUCUGCUCGGCAAGAACCUUCUCUCUCAGAUCCAGAAAGUCCAAGAUGCUUCCUAC
Messenger RNA from Hyaena hyaena (striped hyena), 1355 nucleotides. Its product is annotated as whey acidic protein-like. Gene Ontology annotation, cellular component: extracellular region. The transcript has 3 exons. The coding region runs from base 645 to 1271 and encodes 208 amino acids. NCBI's taxonomy places the organism in Eukaryota, Metazoa, Chordata, Mammalia, Carnivora, Hyaenidae. Gene Ontology annotation, biological process: antibacterial humoral response; innate immune response. Gene Ontology annotation, molecular function: peptidase inhibitor activity. The record is from RefSeq and is a predicted model, not a curated record.